UGUGUAUGUGUAAUAUCGUAUUUUGUAUGUCUCUAUACAUACGCAGGAGUCCCUGGGUGGUGCAAAUGGUUAGGCGCUGGGCUGGACUAUUAACUGAAAGGUUGGCGGUUCAAACCCACCCAGAGGCACCUCGGAAGUAACAACAUAAAUAUGCAUGCAUAUCUGGCUUAAGUUGAUUGAAGCCAUGGCCAUUCUAUUUGCUGUUGUUGCCAGGGGAACCACUAUCCUUGCCAAACAUGCUUGGUGUGGAGGAAACUUCCUGGAGGUGACAGAGCAGAUUCUGGCUAAGAUACCUUCUGAAAAUAACAAACUGACAUACUCACAUGGCAAUUAUUUGUUUCAUUACAUCUGCCAAGACAGGAUUGUAUAUCUUUGUAUCACUGAUGAUGAUUUUGAACGUUCUCGAGCCUUUACUUUUCUGAAUGAGAUAAAGAAGAGGUUCCAAACUACAUAUGGUUCGAGAGCACAGACAGCACUUCCAUAUGCCAUGAAUAGCGAGUUCUCAAGUGUCUUGGCUGCACAGCUGAAGCAUCACUCUGAGAAUAAGGGCCUAGACAAAGUGGUGGAGACUCAAGCCCAAGUGGAUGAACUAAAAGGAAUCAUGGUCAGAAACAUAGAUCUGGUAGCUCAACGUGGAGAAAGAUUGGAAUUAUUGAUAGACAAAACAGAAAACCUUGUGGAUUCAUCUGUCACCUUCAAAACAACCAGCAGAAAUCUUGCCCGAGCCAUGUGUAUGAAGAAUCUCAAGCUCACUAUUAUCAUCAUCAUUGUAUCAAUUGUGUUCAUCUAUAUCAUUGUGUCUCCUGCCUGUGGUGGAUUUACAUGGCCAAGCUGUAUAAAGAAAUAAGAACGAAAAAGUUAUUAACCAAGGAUAGGAGAGAACAAGGAGUUAAAAGUAAUCCAUGUGACUCAAGUCUUUGCUGCUGACAGGUGGUAUCUGUCGGUCUCUUCGACGCUCUUCUCACUGUCUCAUUUUUUUACUGUUAUUCUAUACCUCCGGAUUUAUCUCUGUUCCAUCAACCAGUUUAUCCCAGUGCACUUCAGAUUGAACUAUCAUUGCAGCAGUAGCCUUAAAAAGGCUACGUUUGUUUCUUUGGUUUGUGUAACUAGUAUUGUCUACUUAGGGAAACAUUUUUGUUUUUAAUUGCACAAAGCAAUCAAGAAGGUGAAAAUCACCAGUCUUAUGAGUUGUCUACUAGGGUUAAGGAGGAAUUUUGUAUGUGCACACAAAAGUAUUCCAGAGACAGAUAGUAUUACUAACAUCUCAUCAUAAUGCCUGUUGUUGUUUAAGAGUUAUUAGGUGCUUCAAAACAGUAUAAACGGAGAAUAGUUCUUAUCUUGGGAAUUAUAAUCAGAUUGUUGGUGCUGCUUGUUUCUAGGAGCCCAGACCGGUAAAGUAUUAAACAUUUUAUUUCAGUCACAUGGGGAACAUUUUGCUAGCCCAUUUAGAAGCACACACAAAUAUCCUUGUCCUCCUAGUAUUCACAUUCAGGAACAAAGUUCAAUAUGCUGACCAUUCACAACACAAUGACUGGUUUUAUAUCUUCUGUUUCCACAUUGCAGUUAAUAUGAGAAGAUGAUGGUUUAAAUAUUGUUGAAGGUUGUGUUUUUUAUAUUCCUUUUUAUUCUGUGGAUGUUUAGGGCAACUGUAUUGUUCAUAGAAUGGGUAGUGAAGGGGGUAGGGAGACAAAUUGCUCUGGCUCACCAAAGAAAAAGAAGAGAACCACAGUGGGUGUGCUCACAUUUAGCUGUAUGAAGGGAGGUAGUCUGGGAAAAAAUCUCCAUUCCGGGAGAGGCCACAAACUGAGUACAGUCAACCAUCAAGUCCAGCGUUCGGGUUUGACUGCUGUUGAAUAAUAGUUGUGAGCAUCCUUUGUGGUGUAAUCAGUUCUUUAAUCUGCCUAGUUUUGAAGAUUUCCCUUGUGAAACAUGAAAGAGAGUAGACAGUAUGAUGUAUAGGAACGAUACAAAAUUGUUUACCAUUCAUUUAACUGCAGUCUAAGAAAACUGGUCUGUAAUCAUACUGCUUAGGCUACUCUGGCAUCUGUUAUAAGCAUGUGUUUUUGGUGUGUAUCUGAAAGGAAGAUAUUUGCUGCCCUAGAUCUGAUUGCAUUUAUUUAUCAGUAAGUGCCAUUCAAUGGAAAUUAUAUUGCAUUUGACCGUUUUCCCAGUGAGAGAAUAAAUUAGUCUGUAGGACCUAGCAGCCUGUUUGGCCUGGUCGUGUGCCUUGACUAUAGAUGUACCACAUAAUCUGGCUCAUGGUGCCUGUUCUUCCAGCUAAACCUUUCAGUUCCUGCUACCUGAUUCAUGUAUUUGAAAAAUAUCUUAGGACCACUGAAAUUCUUUUCCCGUUGAUCAUGCAUAGCACAAACAUUUCUUCCAGACCUCUUUAUCAACACUAACGCAUUUUAGUUGAAUCAGCAUUUCCUAUUGGAAAACACAUUUGUUUCAGAAAAACAUUUGGCACUCCUGAAUAAAAAUUUCCAGAUGUCUUUUAUCCAAAGAAAAAGGCUUAAAGCUCGUUUGCCUUUCUUAUACACACCUGAAUAAAACUGAUGUGCAUGUUUUAGGGAUCAAUUACUGUUCCUUGUUCUAUUUAUGUAUAAAAAUGCUUUUGAAAGCACAGGUUUUGUUUUAAAUAAUGCACAAACUGAGGACAUUAAUAAAACUUAAGACUAAUACAA
This is a messenger RNA of Trichechus manatus latirostris (Florida manatee), 2684 nucleotides long. It is a transcript of the gene VAMP7, whose product is annotated as vesicle associated membrane protein 7. Gene Ontology annotation, cellular component: SNARE complex; membrane. The coding region runs from base 155 to 847 and encodes 230 amino acids. Gene Ontology annotation, biological process: vesicle fusion; endosome to lysosome transport; exocytosis. The transcript has 8 exons. NCBI's taxonomy places the organism in Eukaryota, Metazoa, Chordata, Mammalia, Sirenia, Trichechidae. Gene Ontology annotation, molecular function: SNARE binding; SNAP receptor activity. The record is from RefSeq and is a predicted model, not a curated record.